Molecule: messenger RNA, 10052 nt
Organism: Salvelinus fontinalis (brook trout)
Lineage: Eukaryota; Metazoa; Chordata; Actinopteri; Salmoniformes; Salmonidae
Product: zinc finger protein 239-like
Exons: 3
Coding region: 507-1883 (458 amino acids)
Biological process (GO): central nervous system development; regulation of transcription by RNA polymerase II
Cellular component (GO): nucleus
Molecular function (GO): RNA polymerase II cis-regulatory region sequence-specific DNA binding; DNA-binding transcription factor activity, RNA polymerase II-specific
Source: RefSeq, a predicted model, not a curated record
AACGGUAAAGUCUACCAAAGUUAGUCCUAUCUGUUCGUAACAGAUUUUAGUUUUGGAAACAAAAACUGCAUUGAGAUCAAAUGUCUCAUCGAUUAGAACAUUAGCAAAAUGUCGGCCAAAAUCCAUCUCGCUCCAUCUUCUCCCACUGCCAGCCACUGGGCUUCCUCUCACCACCAUAUUUGGUAGUGAGUGGAAACGCCAACCGGAUGCUUCACAUUUAUUCCUCCAGUGAAAUAUCUAUGUCAUUGUUCUAUCUGUGGCUGGACUCUCUCAGAUCAAAUCUUAUCCAGGAUCUUACUGAAGUAAGAUUAGCCUACAUGAAUUUGAAUCCAGUUUUGAUAUUUAAAUAGACGUUUGAUUGCUCUGAUCUAGCUGUUUCGGUUGUAGACUUGAGACUGGAAUUGCCUGCGACAAUGGCAUAAUAGAUAUCUGAACGCUCUGACAAACAUCGUAACUAUAGCGUACACAUUUCUUGAAGAAACGUUGAAGAAAUAAUAGCGUCCACAAUGGAUCGGGACAGAGCUAGUCCCUCCACCAUGCCGGAGUCCCUGGGUCAUAACUCUCCCGGUAGCACCUUACUGCUGGGUCUGAAGAGGGUGUCUGUGAGGCUGGUCGACUGCAGGAAAACACCAGCGCAGAGUGGAACUGUGAGAGAAGGACACGAGGAGGGAGAUGGAGAUUUGAUUUCAUCAAGGGACACCCCUAACUGUCAUUCGCUCAGUGGGAGGGGCUUAUCAUCUGGGGAGCCUCAACAUCAUGUUGCUGACGAGGCAAAAAAGAGUCUCUACAGAUCAGAACAACUCAAGAAACCCCAGCAGAGAGGUUUAGGGAAGAAACCUCAUCACUGCUGCUCUGACUGUGGGAAGAGUUUCACUAGAAGGAGUGGCUUCAUUAUUCACCAGCGGAUUCACACCGGAGAGAAACCAUACUGCUGCUCUCAGUGUGGGAAGAGUUUCACCUGUCCAGGAGGUCUUAAGUUACACCAUAGAAUCCAUACAGGAGAGAAUCCGUACAGAUGUUCACAGUGUGGGAAGAGUUUCGCUGCUUCUAACACCUUAAAAUCUCAUCUGAGAAUGCAUACAGGGGAGAAGCCUUACCCCUGCCUUGAUUGUGGGAAAAGCUUUGCUAAUGCAGGAACCCUAACCAUACACAAGCGUGUACACACUGGAGAGAAGCCUUAUAGCUGUGAUCAGUGUGGAAAAAGCUUUUCUCUUUCAGAAAAUCUAACUAUACACCGGCGCAUACACACUGGAGAGAAACCUUAUGUCUGUUAUCAGUGUGGGAAGAGCUUCACUCAGUCAGGAGACCUGACUACACACCAGCGAACACACACUGGAGAGAAGCCUUAUAAAUGUGAUCAAUGUGGAAAGAGCUUUGCUCUCGCUUCGUCCCUGACUAGACACCAGCGAACACACACUGGAGAGAAGCCUUACAGCUGUGAUCAGUGUGGAAAGAGCUUUGCUCGAGCUUCCAACCGGUCUACACACCAGCGAACACACACUGGAGAGACACCUCACAGCUGUGAUCAGUGUGGUAAGAGUUUUAGUCAGUCAAGAGAUCUGAUUACACACCAGCGAACACACACUGGAAAGCGGCCUUAUAGUUGUGAUCAGUGUGGGAAGAGUUUUAGCCAAUCAGGGAACCUGAUUAGACACCAGCGAAUACACACUGGACAGAGGCUUUAUAGCUGUGAUCAGUGUGGGAAGAGUUUUAGUCAGUCAGGGAACCUGACUAGACACCAGCGAACACACACUGGACAGAACCCUUAUAUCUGUGUAUGUGGAAAGAUAUUUGUUAAUUUAGGGCCAAUGAAAAAACACCAGAAAGCACAAACAUGUCGUCUUUCAACUCCCUCCUAUCCGACACCGGUUCCAGAUCCCUAAAUAAAGGAUCAAUAGAAAACAUCUAGUGAACAGUCAUAUCCAUCUCUCAUUCUUAAACAGUUGACUUAGUCUGGUCACCAUGGUAACCUGUUUGGAACAUAGAUGCGGUAAAGAAGUCAAUCGAACUCGAGCAAAACAAUAGAAUUGCCAUGGAAAUGUGUGGGAGAAAAGGGCCAUGGGGGAAUAAUCUUGAAUCUCUUCAUUGCCCCCCAGCAAAAUUAGUCUACGUUUAGACUAUUGUUUAUAUGUGUAUGUCACACUAUAUUGAGGUACAAAUCAGAGUAUAACGCUUGUAUGUCAACCCCAACCAGCAAAUGUUAAUUUCAUAUUCACCAAUCAACUGCAUUACAGUUAAAAAUGAUUGACUACCACCACCGAUGUCUGUAUGCUAGCUAUGCUAACCAGCUUAUACUAACUGGAGUUAGCAUUUGGAAGUCACUUCUCAACUUUUAAAUGUUACCUGCGAAAACAGUCAAAUAUAUCCAAAUCGGACUUAAGUAACCACAUUGUGAGCCUGUUACAAUACAUAUAGUGCAUUCGGGAAGUAUUCAUACCCCUUGACUAUUUUCCACAUUUUGUUACGUUACAGCCUUAUUCUAAAAUAUAUUAAAUACCUUUCCCCCCCUCAAUCUACAUACAAUAACCAAUAAUGACAAAGGGAAAAGUUUAGGAAUUUUAGCAAAUGUAUAUAAAAAAAAAAGAGAUGCAUACCGGUACCUUAUUUACAUAAGUAUUCAGACCCGUUGCUAUGAGACUCAACAUUGAGCUCAGGUGCAUCCUGUUUCCAUUGAGAUAUUUCUACAACUUGAUUGGAGUCUACAUGUGGUAAAUUCAGUUGAUUGGACGUGAUUAGGAAGGGCACACAACGGUCUAUAUAAGGUCCCACAGUUGGCCGUUCAUGUCAGAGCAAAAACCAAGCCAUGAGGUUGAAGGAAUUGUCCGUAGAGCUCUGAGGCAGGAUUGUGUCAAGGCACAGAUCUGGGGGGGUACAUCCUGUAGAAAACACAAACAGCUCUGCACUGCUUUGCGAAGCGCAAGAAGUAUGAAUUCCCUGACUUCUACUGAGGUCGUAUCACCGUAAAUGCUACAUGGCCAAUGCAGAUGUCGGGUUGACCAUGCAGCGCCCAGAUGCACAAUGUGCUUCUCUGCAGAAUGCGCUCUCUCCUGCCAAUUUGUGCACUUUCAUUGUUUCAUAACUUCAUUGUGUGAAUUGUUUGCAUUUGAUAUCACUUCCCCAAUUACAUAUCAAAAGUUGUACAUUCUAACGUUAAUUCCUUAUUUACAAUGUUUGCUACUUUGGUUACAGUCAUUACUGUUAAUGCAUUCAAUAUUAUUAUUCGAGUCUUCCCGGUAUUAUUGUCGGAGUCGACACGUUGUUUGCAGACCGCACAACCUAUGCUAUACUUGAGAGAAACCAGUUUUGAUUUAUUUCAUUCCAUUUAUGAGUUUUGUCAUUUUAGUCAGUCUUUUGUUUGGAGCGCUCCUGUCAAUGUUGAGUAAGGACGCGCAUGCAUAGAAGUAGGCCAAUAGGCUACCUGGCUUGCGGGCAAAUGUGUGUGUAUAUAAAUGUGCCCAUUUUGGGAGAUAGUAUUUCUGAUUGGCUUAACACACCAUCACUAAUGACCUGUUGAUCUUCUCAAAGUAAUGUUUUCUUCACCUCAAACUGCAAGCAAACAAAGUCUGUUUUUACAUCCAUUGAGAAUUACAACAGUUACGCAUUUUGUAUUUGUAAAAUCUUUCCAGCGAUCUCCCUUUUUCAAUAACAGCAUAGUGUGAAAGGGAAAAAUGUAAUGCUCUGAUCCAGUGGAAUUGUAAAAAAUAGGCCUACCUGAUCACUUAUCAGUGCUUGACUUGGACUGAAACAGUUCCGGUACUCAUUUUGGGUGCUGGUACGGUUUAUAUUUUGGUGCAGAAACUCCACAAUACUUUGGAGCUAACAUUCUACAAGACAAACAGGAGCUUAAGCAGUAGAACAUUUGCAGUGCUGGUACUCAGCUCCAUUGAGCUCCUGCUCAAGUUUCUUAUCCCUUGUGCAAAUAGCCUACAGCUGUGUCUGUCCAGAGCUCAUUGGCACAAGAAACUUAGGGUCCAGAAUAUCUUAUAAAAUGUUGCAAGUUCGCUAGCACAAGUUUCGGGCCGGACCCAGUAAUGUUUCAAGUUUGUUGCAGACAGGCCAUUUGUAUGUAGCCAAUGUGAUUUAUAGGAUAUUUAAUUUUAUCAGGAUGUUUUCUACCUGCAGGUUGAAAGGUUUUUAUUUGUUGGCUUUGUUGGCAAUAGAAGUUACUUUUUAGGUUUGUACCAUUUUUCAUUUAGAUUUGGCUAGAAUUUUGAUUAACCAUUUGACAAUGAUUUUGAGAUAUGAAGACUUUCACAAAAAUGUGCAUAUGAAAACCAUAACUGGCACACAGAUCGGUAGAAAUGGUAAGAAAUUGUCAUUCCACAUGAAAGGUUGCGAACUCUUCUUGUAGCCUAUUACUGGUAACUUCAGGAGAGUAAUGGCAGAAUUGGAGAUAGCCAGCAGGAGCGGGAGGAGAAUAGUUGGGUCAGGUUACGUUUUUCCUUCUUCUGGUUAUCUAGAUCUCUGGCGCCCUCUUGAGGCAUUUGCCUUAUUUCAUCAAACCGUAAGCUUAAAGCAUCAGACAAGCUCAGUGCAUAUAGUUGAUUUUAUUAACACACAUUGGGUGUGUCUAUAAAUAGAAACAUACACGUUGAAACAUUUAGAUCAAAUGGAUUAGUUAAAAGAACAGAUGAAUUUCGGUCUACAGAUUAUAAUUUUUUGGUCAGAUAGCCCUAGUCUGAAUACUUUCCGGAUGUUGUAAAUCAUGACGAUUUGACGAAUAUCCACUUUGUUAGAUCAGAUUUGUUGAACGGUCCUCAUUCCAUUGACUCCUUUCCUGCAUCUAUAAUAUGCAGCUCUGAUCUAGGAGCAGGUUUCCCCUGUGUCCAUGCAAUAUCACACAUUGCGAUCUAAAUGGAUAAAUUGUAUAUAUUAUAUUGAUUAAAAGUCACCUUGUCAGAGCAAUUUACAUGUCUCGCCAGGGUAAGCCUACACGAAACAUAGCCCUUAUUUUAACUGUUUCUAAAAUCCCCUAUAGGGAAAAAUGUAAUGGUGGAAAAACUAUUGGAACCAUUUCCCUGCUUGACCACUAGGUUUUAGGGGUAUUAUGACACGUCCACGGUCUGGCUCUAUAGAGAGAAAUAGUGAUGGCAUCUUUUUAUAGGCACUAAUUUUGCCAUGGUUCUUUGGACAAAGCCAUGGGGAAAAUGUAUAAAAAUAAGGUCUGUGGGAAACUGAGCUGUUUUGUUCUGAGAGACUUCAUCAGCUAAUGUAACUUUUUGUGAAUUUAGAAAGCUUUUUUUUUAUUACAUAAAUCCAAGGUUUCAUAAUUCAUAAAGGUCAUUAAAACUUCUUAUGGCUUGGGGGCGCUAUUUUCACGUCUGGAUGAAAAGUGUGCCCAAAGUAAACUGCCUGCUACUCUGGCCCAGAAGCUAGGAUAUGCAUAUAAUUGGUAGAUUUGGAUAGAAACCACUCAAGUUUCUAAAACUGUUUGAAUAAAGUCUGUGAGUAUAACAGAACUGAUUUGGCAGGAGAAACCACCAGCACAAUCCAUCUAGCGAAAAAAAUGAGGUCAAUCUGUUUUCCAUUAAAUUUCUAGGGCAAGGCCGUUUUAAUAGAAAUAUGCUUGCAGUUCCUAUAGCUUCCACUAGAUGUCAACAGUCUUUAGAAAUUGGUUGAUGUUUUUCUUUAGAGAAAUUAAGAAGUAGCCCUGUUAUUUUCCUGUGUCACUCACUCCAGGCCAGUCCUCUUCUGGCUGUGCCGGGUGGAGAUUAUAACAGAACAUGGCCAAGAUGUUCAAAUCUUCAUAAUAAUAAUCACAGUGGUUGUCGAGGGUGCAACAGGUCAGCACCUCAGGAGUAAAUAUCAGUUGGCUUUUCAUAGCCGAUCAUUCAGUGUCUCUAGAGUUGAAAACAGCAGGUCUGGGACAGGUAGCACGUCCGGUGAACAGCUCAGGGUUCCAUAGCUGCAGGCAGAACAAUUGAAACUGGAGCAGCAGCACGACCAGGUGGACUGGGGACAGCAAGGAGUCAUCAGGCCAGGUAGUCCUGAGGCAUGGUCCUAGGGCUCAGGUCGAGAGAGAGAGUGAGAAUAAAUACACUUAAAUUCACACAGGACACCAGAUAAGACAGGAGAAAUACUCCAGAUAUAACAGACUGACCCUAGCCCCCCGACACAAACUACUGCAGCAUAAAUACUGGAGGCUGAGAUAGGAGGGGUCGGGAAACAGUGUGGCCCCAUCCGAUGAAACCCCCGGACAGGGCCAAACAGGCAGGAUAUAACCGCACCCACUUUGCCAAAGCACAGCCCCCACACCACUAGAGGGAUAUCUUCAACCAGCAACUUACCAUCCUGAGACAAGGCCGAGUAUAGCCCACAAAGAUCUCCGCCACGGCACAACCCAAGGGGGGGCGCCAACCCAGACAGGAAGAUCACAUCAGUGACUCAACCCACUCAAGUGGCGCACCCCUCCUGGGGACGACAUGGAAGAGCACCAGUAAGCCAGUGACUCAGCCCCUGUAACAGGGUUAGAGACAGAGAAUCCCAGUGGAGAGAGGGGAACCGGCCAGGCAGAGACAGCAAGGGUGGUUCGUUGCUCCAGUGCCUUUCCAUUCACCUUCACACCCCUGUGCCAGACUACACUCAAUCAUAGGACCUACUGAAGAGAUGAGUCUUCAAUAAAGACUAAAAAGUUGAGACCAAGUCUGCGUCUCUCACAUGGGUAGGCAGACCAUUCCAAAAAAAUGGAGAUCUAUAGGAGAAAGCCCUGCCUCCAGCUGUUUGCUUAGAAAUUCUAGGGACAGUUAGGAGGCCUGCGUCUUGUGACCGUAGCAACGUGUAGGUAUGUACGGCAGGACGAAAUCGGAAAGAUAGGUAGGAGCAAGCCCAUGUAAUGCUUUGUAGGUUAGCAGUAAAACCUUGAAAUCAUCCCUUGCCUUAACAGGAAGCCAGUGUAGAGGCUAGCACUGGAGUAAUAUGAUCACAUUUUUUGGUCCUAGUCAAGAUUCUAGCAGCCGUGUUUAGCACUAACUGAAGUUGUAUUUAGUGCUUUAUCCGGGUAGCCGGAAAGUAGAGCAUUGCAGUAGUCUAACCUAGAAGUGACAAAAGCAUGAGUUAAUUUUUCUGCAUCAUUUUUGGACAGAAACGUUUUGAUUUUUGCAAUGUUACGUAGAUGGACAAAAGCUGUCCUUGAAACAGUCUUGAUAUGUUCGUCAAAAGAGAGAUCAGGGUCCAGAGUAACGCCGAGGUCCUUCAGUUUAUUUGAGACGACUGUACAACCAUCAAGAUUAAUUGUCAGAUUCAACAGAAGAUCUCUUUGUUUCUUGGGACCUAGAACAAGCAUCUCUGUUUUGUCCGAGUUUAAAAGUUAAAAUUUGCAGCCAUCCACUUCCUUAUGUCUGAAACACAGGCUUCCAGAUUUUUAAUUGAAAUGUACAGCUGUGUCAUCUGCAUAGCAGUGAAAGUUAACAUUGUUUCCGAAUGACAUCACCAGGAGGUAAAAUAUAUAGUAAAAACAAUAGUGUUCCUAAAACGGAACCUUGAGGAACACCGAAAUUUACAGUUGAUUUGUCAGAAGACAAACCAUCCACAGAGACAAACUGAUAUCUUUCUGACAGAUAAGAUCUAAACCAGGCCAGAACUUGUCCGUGUAGAACAAUAUGGGUUUCCAAUCUCCAAAAAAAAGUGGUGAUCGAUGGUAUCAAAAGCAGAACUGAGGUCUAGGAGCACGAGGACAGAUGCAGAGCCUCGGUCUGACGCCAUUAAAAGGUAAUUUACCACCUUCACAAGUGCAGUCUCAGUGCUAUGAUGGGGUCUAAAACCAGACUGAAGCGUUUCGUAUACAUUGUUUGUCUUCUGGAAGGCAGUCUAACCUAAGCUGCGCAAAAGCUUUUUCAAAAAUUUUUGAGAGGAAUGGGUGAUUCAAUAUUGGCCGGUAGUUUUUAUUUUUCUGGGUCAAGGUUUGGCUUUUUCAAGAAAGACUUUAUUACUGCCACUUUUAGUGAGUUUGGUACACAUCUGGUGGAUAGAGAGUUGUUUUAUUAUGUUCAACAUAGGAGGGCCAAGCACAGGAACCAGCUCUUUCAGUAGUUUAGUUGGAAUAGGUAUGCAGUAUGCAGCUUGAAGGUUUAGAGGCCAUGAUUAUUUUCAUCAUUGUGUCAAGAGAUAUAGUACUAAAACACCUGAGUGUCUCCCCUGAUCCUAGGUCCUGGCAGAGUUGUGCAGACUCAGGACAACUGAGCUUUGGAGGAAUACACAGAUUUAAAGAGGAGUCUGUUAUUUGCUUUCUAAGGAUCAUGAUCUUUUCCUCAAAGAAGUUCAUGAAUUUAUUACUGCUGAAGUGAAAGCCAUCCUCACUUGGGGAAUGCUGCUUUUUAGUUAGUUUUGCGACAGUAUCAAAAAUACAUUUCGGAUUGUUCUUAUUUUCCUCAAUUAAAAUAAGAUGAUCGAGCAGCAGUGAGGGCUCUUCGAUACUGCACGGUACCGUCUUUCCAAGCUAGUCGGAAGACUUCCAGUUUGGUGUGGCGCCAUUUCCAAUACAAUUUUCUGGAAGCUUGCUUCAAAGCUCGGGUAUUUUCUGUAUACCAGGGAGCUAGUUUCUUAUGACAAAUGUUUUUCGUUUUUAGGGGUGCAACUGCAUCUAGGGUAUUGCGCAAGGUUAAAUUGAGUCCCUCAGUUAGGUUGUUAACUGUUAGAGCUGCCCUGCCCUAUAAGAAACACAAACAAAAUUUGAGUUUGCUAUUCACAAGAAGAAUUGCCUAAUGUGAACCAUGCCUUGAACAAAAUAGAUCUCAGAAGAGCUAAGAUUAAGAAUUGUUAACAUGCAUUACGCUGGAAAGUGUUAAAAAAGUAUAUUUUAAAAGCCUUGAUAUUCAUCAGUCCACUGUAAGACAAAUUGUCUAUAAAUGGAGAAAGAUCAGCACUGUUUCCACUCUCCCUAGGAGUGGCCGUCCUGCAAAGAUGACUGCAAGACCGCACGCAGCACAGAAUGCUCAAUGAGGUUAAGAAUAAUCCUAGAGUGUCAGCUAAAGACUUAUAGAAAUCUCUGGAACAUGCUAACAUCUCUGUUGACGAGUCAACGAUAUGUAAAACACUAAACAAGAAAGCCGUUUGUGGGAGGUCGCCAUGGAAGAAGCCACUGCUGUCCAAAUAAACCAUUGCUGCACAUCUAAAGUGCGCAAAAGAGCACCUGGAUGUUCCACAGUGCUACUGGCAAAAUAUUCUGUGGACAGCUUAAACUAAAGUUGAGUUGUUUGGAAGGAACACACAACAUUGUGUAGAGAAAAAAAAGGGACAGCACACCAACAUCAAACCCUCAUCCUAAUUAACUGCUACUCUCCGUUUAUCAUAUAUGCAUAGUCACUUUUAACCAUAUCUACAUGUACAUACUACCUCAAUCAGCCCGACUAACCGGUGCCUGUAUAUAUCCUCGCUACUGUUAUUUUUCACUGUCUUUUUACUGUUUUUAUAUCUUUACUUACCUGUUGUUCACCUAAUCCCUUUUUUAUCAUUAUAUAUUUUUUUUAAAUUCAGAAUUGCACUGUUGGUUAGAAUUUCACUGUUGUAUUUGGUGCACGUGACAAACUUUGAUUUGAUUUGGAGGGAGCAUCAUGAUUUGGGGCUGCUUUGCUGCCUCAGGGCCUGGACAGCUUGCUAUCAUCGACAGAAAACUUGGGAAUUAAUUUUAUCAAAACUGUAAUGCUCUGUCCGCCAAUUGAAGCUCAACAGAAGUUGGGUGAUGCAACAGGACAAUGACCCAAAACACAGAAGUAAAUCAACAACAGAAUGGCUUCAACAGAAGAAAAUACACCUUCUGGAGUGGCUCAGAGUUCUGACCUCAAUCCGAUUGAGAUGCUGUGGCAUGACCUUGAGCAGUUCACACCAGACAUCCCAAGAAUAUUGCUGAACUGAAACAGUUUUGUAAAGAGGAAUGGUCCAAAAUUCUUCCUGACCGUUGUGCGGGUCUGAUCCACAACUACGGAAAACAUUUGGUUGAGGUUAUUGCUGCCAAAGGAGGGUCAACCAGUUAUUAAAUCCAAGGGUUCACAUACUUUUCCCACCCUGCACUGUGAAUGGUCACACGGUGUGUUCAAUAAAGACAUGAAAACGUAUAA